AUGAAUAAUUUGCUUUUCUCGGCCUGUUUGGUGUCGGCUUUCAUUGCCACAGUAAGUGCCAUGCAAUGCUAUUGGGGUUCGUUCUUAAUGAGCACGUAUAAAUUGACUCAACUUCUGAAACUUUCAGGUGUUAGUGGAUACACUGGUCGUCCGCUCUGGAAAAGAGAAUGUGGCGAGGAACAUUGCAUAAAGUGAUUCUUUUUUUUUUAGAAAAAACUCAUGAAGUCCUUCAGAAUAACCGAUGAAAAAGGAGUGGAGACUCGUAAUUGUGAUCUGACCUCUUAUUGCCCAGUGGGUUCACCUUCUUGUUAGUCGAGACAUGAAUUUAAAUUUUAUCAGAAAUCCGGUUGCGCUUCAAACCACCUUGGAGGGAAAACGUGUUGCUGCAAUUCCCAACUGUGCAAUUCGUCAUCCCGCCCUUUCAAUUGUGUGAUCGCUUCGUUGGUGUCUGUAUUGUUCAAUUUGCUGAACAGAUGA
This is a messenger RNA of Caenorhabditis sp. 36 PRJEB53466, 477 nucleotides long. The record is from the annotation of a GenBank genome assembly. Lineage: Eukaryota; Metazoa; Nematoda; Chromadorea; Rhabditida; Rhabditidae.